Messenger RNA from Arabidopsis thaliana (thale cress), 1346 nucleotides. RefSeq names its product Peroxidase superfamily protein. Gene Ontology annotation, cellular component: extracellular region. NCBI's taxonomy places the organism in Eukaryota, Viridiplantae, Streptophyta, Magnoliopsida, Brassicales, Brassicaceae. The record is from RefSeq and is marked reviewed. The transcript has 4 exons. Gene Ontology annotation, biological process: response to oxidative stress; cellular oxidant detoxification; hydrogen peroxide catabolic process. Bases 73 to 1125 code for a protein of 350 amino acids. Gene Ontology annotation, molecular function: peroxidase activity; heme binding; lactoperoxidase activity.
CUGCCAAGUGCAUUCCUCAUAUACAAAAGGAAGAAACACUUAAAAGAAAAUAUCAAAUCUAAAGUCGAUCACAUGGCUAAUAAGAGUUUAGAGAUUCGGUUUUUAUUUCCACUUGUUUUGUUUUUGGUUGUGAAAUUACUUUGUGUUGAUGGUAAAGGAUUCAAUAAUAAUGGCCAUAAGAUAAGAAAAGGAAGAUGGGAAGGUAAGCUGAAGAUGAACUUCUAUCACAAUAGCUGCCCUGGAGCCGAGGAUAUCGUGAGGCAGAUAGUGUGGAAGAAAGUCGAAGCAAACCGUAGCCUGGCUCCCAAGUUACUGAGGGUUCAUUACCAUGACUGCUUUGUUAGGGGGUGCGACGCAUCGCUGCUUUUAGAUUCGGUUGCUGGAAAAGCAGUGUCCGAGAAGGAAGCGAGACCUAAUCUCUCGCUUUCCGGGUUUGAAAUCAUCGAUGAGAUCAAGUAUAUUCUCGAAAAACGAUGCCCUAACACCGUCUCUUGCGCUGACAUUCUCACUUUAGCCGCCCGAGAUGCCGUCUCUUAUGAAUUUGAACGGCCGCUAUGGAAUGUGUUUACCGGACGUGUUGAUGGAAGAGUUUCAUUGGCAACGGAGGCGGCCAGAGACUUACCAUCCGCUGGGGCAAACUUCACCACUCUACAGAAACUCUUUGCCGAGAGCGAUUUGGACGUCGUUGACCUCGUCGCUUUAUCAGGAGCACACACGAUAGGAAUAGCACAUUGCGGUGUGUUUGGCAGAAGGCUCUUGAACUUCACCGGAAAAGGGGACACAGAUCCUUCCCUAAACCCUAGUUACGCCUCCUUCCUCAAAUCCGAAUGCUCCGACAAAUCUUUAAGACUCAACCCUUCCGCAGUGGUCGGAAUGGACCCUACUGGUCCUCUCGCCUUUGACAGUGGCUACUUCGUCUCUCUACUCAAGAACAAAGGACUCUUCACCUCCGACGCCGCCUUGUUGACUGAUCCCUCCGCCGCUCACAUUGCUAGUGUUUUCCAAAACUCCGGCGCUUUUCUUGCUCAGUUUGGUCGGUCCAUGAUAAAGAUGAGUUCCAUCAAAGUCCUUACUCUUGGAGAUCAAGGUGGUGAGAUUCGUAAAAAUUGUCGCCUCGUCAACUGAUAAAUUUUCACUUUUUUUUUUAUCUUAAUACCGUAUAAAUUUGAUUAUCAUGUAAUCAUCAUUUGAGAUAUGUUUUUCUUAAUUUUAUUACAAUACUAAGAUUUUAAUGAUCCAUAUAUAUAUUUAAGUGGAAUUGUAUGUUUCCAAUUUAUCUGUUUAAUUACCACUUCUAUGUCUUUUUGACAAGGCCCGUACUUUAGCAUGUGUAAGUAGAACGCUGU